AGUAGUAAUAUAGCAUUGUAGGCAGUGAUGCUGAAUCUACAUAGAAAUACAAAAACAAGCGUUUUCUAGUAUCAAUUUCACUCGCUCACAGAUCGUCGUACACCGAAACUUGCAACUACGUAUUAUCGGGUUUAUUUUACAUGGCUUUAAUUCUUAAACAAGAUUAUACGAGUAAUUUACUGGUUUUGCGCGACAGCAGCAAAUAUAUCUAUAUCAUGUGCUUCCACACGCGCUUAUGAUCGUGCAUAUUUGGCAUUCGUGUUUCUGUCAUAAUUCAUGGAUUCCAUAUUUCCGAAAUGGCAACUAAGAAAUCUGAAAAAAAAUUUAAUACAACUAUAAUUCUGAGCAUCAGCGGCAUUCUUAGCGGGAUAACUUGUAUCUGCCUCGAGACUGCCAUUACAGUUCUCUGUGCCCGUUUUAAGGAUCAUUUCGAGGGUUUUGCAGAAGAACAGGUUUUAUGCUCUGUUUCAAGUGGUAUCUGGAUUGGUGCGGUUUUUAUAAUUACGGGAUGCAUCGGGCUCACCGGAGAGACCAGAAGAAAGCGUCCGCCGGUCGGCAGUAUUCCGGCCAGGAAGUCAUACUGGGGACUGAACACCGCAUUUCUUAUGACCAGUAUCAUUUCCUGCAUCCUUAGUGUCGCGCUAAUUGGUCUGUCUUCCGCUGUUGCAGCAGACUGGCUAACAGUUGCAGCACCGUCAUCCCUGUUCCGGUUAGGCUGGCAACUGCCAUCAUCCAAACUACCGGUUUUAAUCGCGUCGCUUGCGUUUGUCCUGUUGGCAGCAGGAAUUAUCAGCCUGCCUGUGCACAUCACUGCCAUUUACGUAACAUGGAAAAAUCUCAGACAAUCGCAGAUUAUGGAAAACAUUGUUUUCUACAGCGGAUCUCCUUCGGCUAUUAAUCUGCAUCGCUCCAACAGCUCGCGCCAGAUUGAAGUGAUAACUCGACCUGCCAGCGAGGUGUUCAGUCCUGUGAUCAUCCAUUCGCUUUCGGAUGGAGCACAAUUCGCCAAGUCAGAUCGAGUGAUUCCGGCCAUAGACCAUACAAUUUCCACUGAAGAUUUAUCUUCUUACUUCUAGAUAACAAUUCCUAUCUAAUCAGCAAAAUGUCUGUAACAAUUAAAAUCUGCAAUGUGGUUUUAUGUAACACAACCUAUAUAUUCUGAGGUCAGAUUGUACAUAAAGAGUAUAUUGACUAAUAAUUACUUCUAAUGCAAAGCUUCGAUAUUAAAAUAAUGCGGCUUUAUGGUAUACUUGUACCCGUA
Molecule: messenger RNA, 1261 nt
Organism: Paramacrobiotus metropolitanus
Lineage: Eukaryota; Metazoa; Tardigrada; Eutardigrada; Parachela; Macrobiotidae
Exons: 3
Coding region: 297-1076 (259 amino acids)
Source: RefSeq, a predicted model, not a curated record